UCCUCAGACCCACAGCCAGCGCAGCUCUCAUCAGAUCAAGCUGCCUCUCAGGGGCUCGAACAUUUUAAAAAAGAUCUGAAGGUGUUUCAAAUGGUGCUGGGACAUAAAUAGCUCUUGCAGAAGAGUGUUGCCUCAGGGAUAUGAUGACUGAAUCAGCACCGCGUUGAAUUAGCAGUGAUCUGGUCUUCAGGGUAGAGUGAUGGUAAAUGAAUGUUAUUACAUUUUUACCCUGUGAAUGAGCCCUUAGGAAAGAGACAAACAGCUUCCAGGUGUCUUGCCACAAGAUUUAAACAACUGAGUCACUCGAACUUGAUGGAGGAACAAGUGGCAGCCUAGAAUCUCCUCAUGAUUCAGGCGGCCGCCAACUUGGAUUGUCCCCAGUUCCAACUUUAGCAUCUUUCUUUAGUCACUCUGCCACACAGUCAGUUCCCCUUCUGUAGAUGCACAAUAGGAGGAAAUUCUAAUGAAGGAGACAAAGCUGCCACUGUCCUGUCUGACCAGAUAUCCCCGGAGACAACAGGCUCCCCACGCCAGGAAAGGCAGUUCCUGAGAGGAACCACCUGUAGGUGUUCCCUGUCUGAGCCUCGAACCCUUGGCCAUCCCCCCAGCAGGCCUGAUUGAUGUGCUGACCCUCUGGUCGUCAAGGAAGCAAGGGAACUGCUUGAUGCUUCUGGUUGGUUGCACCAGAGUUGUCUCCCUGGCUGGAGAUGAAGGAGUGGCCACGAUUCUGGAAGAAGCUGCUCUUUCUGGUGUCCGCUGCUGUUUUGUCUCCUGUUCGCAGAUUGUCACUGUUGCCAGGACCUUACCUCUGCCAUAACAGCUCAGCUAGGGCUAGAUGGAUGAUGAGGAACAUGUGCCCUGUCACCCUAACCAAAGACAUUCAAGUACCAGGCAUGCUGGUUAGAUCAUCCUUGACCAGCCGCAUUCUGCUGACCCAGCCGUUGACUUUGGAUUCAUGAGCCAGCCCAGUCAAGAUCAGCCAAGCUUGGCCCAGAUCAGCAGAAUCAGCCAGAUGACUCACAGGUGAUGCUGAUGCUGCUGGUCCAGGCACCGCACUCAGAGAACUCCUGUACUAGGACAAGCGGGAAGAGGGAGUCCUCCUUCUGGAACUGAACCAGGCAGUGUGAAGAUCCAUGUGGGAGAUUUGAUUCGGCUUGGCUCCUGCUGUCAGCAGCUGUCUGGGGCAAGAUCUUUAUGCUCCCUGCUCCCUAAGCAGCAACCAGCCUUCAGCCAGCAGCAGCGCUCAUUAGAAGAGACCCCCCCGGACACUUGAUUUUCAGCUCACUGGUGGCCUGAAAGAGUUAAUGCCUCCGGCUUCACUGCCCCCCUGGGCAGCCUCUGGGUGCCGAGGGAGGCCGCUUUGGGCUGUGGGGACGUCUUUCUGAGCUUCGGCCAAAGGAGCAGGGAAGCAGAGCUCCUUACCCGCAGCCUCUCUGACCCUCCCGCUGGCAAAGACCCACAGGCCAUGAGGACUGGUCAAAGACAGUGAGAGGACGUGAAAGGGUAAAUCCCGCGCCCCACAGGCUAAUCUCCCGCCCUGACGUCCCUGCACGCCAGCCAGAGGGUCACCCGUAAGCCGGUGCCUGUAUGGCCGCUUUACUGAUGCCACGCAGGAACAAAGGUAUGAGGACUCGACUGGGAUGCCUGUCUCACAAGUCCGACUCCUGUAGCGAUUUCACCGCUAUUCUUCCCGACAAACCCAACCGUGCUCUAAAGAGACUAUCCACAGAAGAAGCUACGAGGUGGGCAGAUUCCUUUGAUGUGCUUCUCUCCCAUAAGUAUGGGGUGGCUGCCUUCCGCGCCUUCUUGAAGACGGAGUUCAGCGAGGAGAACCUGGAGUUCUGGCUGGCCUGUGAGGAGUUCAAGAAGACCAGAUCAACUGCAAAGCUGGUCUCCAAGGCCCAUAGGAUCUUUGAGGAGUUCGUGGAUGUGCAGGCUCCGAGGGAGGUAAACAUAGACUUCCAGACCCGAGAAGCCACAAGGAAGAACAUGCAAGAGCCGUCCCUGACGUGCUUUGACCAAGCCCAGGGAAAAGUACACAGUCUCAUGGAGAAAGACUCUUACCCCCGGUUCCUGAGGUCUAAAAUGUACUUAGAUUUGCUGUCCCAGAGCCAGAGGAGGCUGAGUUAGACCUCAGAUGGGGACUCUUGGAGAUUCACCGGCUUUCCCCUCCCCUUGCUGCCAAGACCAUAUUCUAAUGUGAAAUGUCAUAGGUAUUCAAAAGCAGUGGCAUUGCGGUUGGGAGGCUGGGAGUGAGGAAGGGAUGAAGGGCCAUUCCAGAGUAUGAUUCAGCCACCAGAGCUCGGACUCUAUUCCAUUUACCCACGUUUGUGUCUUGGUUAGUGGUAGCACCUUGUCACCGUCACCCUUCUCAGGUCGGCAGCUUGCCCUCCAUCCUGCCUUGGGUCACUGCCCCUGAGAAGGCACAUUUGCUCUGCUGGGCUACUCUGUAAAUAGUGCAAAUGCAGUUUCCACCACGUCCACACCCUCCUCAGUUAGGAUUCCCGACUCUCUAACGUGUCCUGUCGCCCUGUGAGAAAGAGCUAGAAGACGCCGGCCCACUCUUGUGAUUUGCUGUCACAGUGGAAUGGCCAGUCCUGGGCGCUGGGCCUCACAGUUUAGGAGAGAGGUCUCGGUGGAAUCCAGGUUGUUAGCGUUGUUGCUGACAGGUGGCCUCUGAGGGAAGGGGCACGCUCCAUGGAGUUGGCUGUUUCUUCCAUUUCCGUAGGACGAGUGUGUAAAGCUGGGCUCCCUGCCCGUCUCAGCCUAGGAAAUUUACAAGACUCCCAUCCUCUUGCAUCUCCAGAAAGCAUCUUGCGAGAUGUCCCUCAAUGACUUCUGAUGUGGAGCUGCUGUUAAGAAAGAUUCAGCUUGCAAAUCUUCCUCCAUUCUACCAAGAAGUUUUCCAGAAGUUGAAUGAGCCGGGGAUGUAGCCCCAGUGGACUUUUGUGCAGUGGGGCACUGUGUAACCUCUCUCUUGCUUAAUGCCCUCACCCUCCUGUGGCAUCAUGCUUCACUGAUCUCUUAGACUAAUGGACAGCUUGGUAAAGGCAGGUGAAUUCCCGCAGCACGGACAGCUCUCACGGUGCCUAGUACUUUCCCUGUCUCUCCCUCUUCCCCCUUCCAUGCAGGUCAUGUAAUUAUGAUGGGGGAGAAUGGGGACUUAGGCUGUACCUCUCUUUCCUGCUUGCUUCCUGGGAGCAUGCUUUCUAGGAAAGGUCCCUCGCUCGAGGGCCGUCUUGGCCGAUCAGCAGCUUCCGUCUUGGUCGCUGACUUUGGGGAACUGAACAUGGAACAGGAGGUGAGGCUAAGAUCACUGUGAACCUCUGGGUGUGGAGAACCUUCCUAAAAUGGCUUCGUGGUGCCCUGGCGCCGCUCUUAGAAAUACGUCGGGAAAAUCUCCUUUGGAGGAUGAGCGAGAUGCAGGAAACCUAUUCCAGCUGCCCAGGCAAAAGCUCGCUUUGGCCCAAGACUGCAGUGCUGAGAAGAUGAAACCUCAGCAGAGGGGCCAGAAAGCAGAAGAGGAGGCUGGACUCCAGGUGGACUGAAUCACGGAGAACGUGCUGGAGGUACCAUUGGCGUGAUUCACAGCCGCUGGAUUUGGAUUCACGGCAGAGCUCGCAAACCUUCAGCUUGACGAAAGCAACGAGCACCAGCUGAGGCAUCCGUGCUGGAGUGCAGGGAACUGAGACCUGGCCUGAAUCCUUUCCUCCCGUCGAGUGGGGGUUGGGGCCCUUUUCGAUACACCAGAGUUCCAGUGUGCAUCCCGAUCCAGUAACUUCCUGAAUCUCUUCCUUCCUUGGCCCCCGCUAGACAAGGCCAAGAAGGCUCUUGAGUCCCACUGGCUGUUAGGGUCCCCCGCCCUGCCGUAUAUCUGUGCGUAUCUGCGAGCGAGGGUUGGUGGGUCUGCACGAACCAUCGAGAAGCGAGAACGCAGGCCUCCUGAAGGGACCUGUGGAACGCCACAUUCGGAGCUCCGCAGCCUCAUUCGGGUGUUCCUGGUUAGAUCAGGUAGGAGUCCCCUGUCCCCACAGGUGAAAAUCCAUCCUUAGCUUAAGCUGCCAGAAUUAAUUUAACGAUCAGAGUCUCAAACAGGGUAUUUUAAACGUUGUUUACACACGAAACGUGCAUCUGCUGCCAACUCUGCUGUCGAACACGAGGUGCAUAUCCAUUGGAACAGUCCAGAGUUAGGGAAACACGAAACAUUCUAAGAGCAGCCUUGUCGCCCCUGCCACUGCCCCAGGAGAAGAGUCUGAACAGGAGCGUUGGGUGGUGGCCUCAUUUGAGGCCCAAGUUCUUGCCAACUGUAGUGGCUCGAAGGCUGCAGAGGGCGGUGUCACGGCGCCUGGUAACUCCCUCCCUCGGUGGGGGCUCAUGAAGGACCAGGCUUGGGGAGCCCGAAAUUUGCCGCUAAGUGAUGGUAAGUGGGGGGGAACGUAACGUGUGUAGAAGAACCCGAUAGCUAUGUUUGUGGUACUUGUGUGUGUGUGUGUGUGUGUGUGUGUGUGUGUGUGUGUGUGACAAUUACGAGCACUAGACUGGUGUGAUCUUCCCAUGGGUGGAGCUUUCUUCACACCCUUUAUGUCCUGCUUCCCACAAAAGGCACAGAGCUCUCCACUCUGAUGCUCCUUUAGGCACUUUGGUCAUAUGCCAGCCCCAAUUUUGGUCUGUGAUGAAACAAGGAGAAAUGUUUACAACAUCUAGAGCAAUAGCCACGCAUACCUCAUCCCUGACCUCCGCCUCUCCCAGGCCUGCCCUCUCCCCCGCCCCCUCUCCGCAAUUCCUGCUCUGCCGCGUUAGGGGGGCACCCCCAGGGGCUGCUUCUCCCCGUUGGCGUCUUCCUUGGCUCCUCACCCCGGGCUCGUGCUGUGCACUGCCUUCUGGGCUGGAGGCUUGCCCUGAGCCUGGGCCUUUGAAGGCCCACAGCAAGUCCGGGCCCUCGGCCGGGCAGAGCUGUGACUUUUAGGACUGCUCUCCAUCCCAGAGUGGCCGUUGGGGCCCGUGGGAAUGUUAACCUGUGUGGGGCUGGUGUGGGUUUUCUGUUGCUCUCGGCGAACCAACUAGAACACAGUCGGCGACGACCAUUCACAGCCAUGGCACCUCUGGGGUGAGGAAGGGUCCCUGAGCAGCGUAUGUUAUUCAGCUCGAUUCACUGGGUUCACCCAGAAAGCCUGUUACAAGUGCUAAUUCCCAGAGAGGCUGAUCCAGUAGAUCUGGGGUGUGACCCAGAUGUCUGCAUUUUUAGAUGCGUUCCCAGGUGCCUAGUGGCCUGUGGACCAUCCUUUGAAUAAAAGAUGGUUGAAGACGGUGCUCCGAGAUGGAGGCUCUCGCCCUCGGCUGUUCAUUGGAAUCACCUGAGGAGUUUAAAAAACCCAAAUGCCCAGGUCCCACCGCAGAACAGCUUGGGGUUGGAGUGCAAGGCACAUUGGGGUGAUUCUAAUGUGCAGGUGAGGUUGGGAAGCCCGAGGAGUGAGGAGGAACCCAGCCGAGGGUGAACAGAGCGGUGCGGGCCGAGAGGGCUGGAACACUCCCAGACAGCAGCAUGCAUAAUAACCCAGAAUCCACCAGCCCAGAAUUGGACCCUGGGUGGCUGCCUCUGGGGCCUCUCUGAUGGGCUCCUUAGAGAGAAACUGUUUCUGCCCCAGCUCCAGGCAUGGUCAGGCAGCAGCUAUGCCAAUGGUGAGAACUGAAGGGGUACUUGGGGUUUUCUGUUCCUCCCAAGUCUUGCUCACAGCGCCUCCUCCAAGCUGGCCUCCUGGGCUGCACCUGUUUGUUUGUUUUUAUGCGCUCUCGUGUUUGGUCAUUUCUGCUCAGGCUGGGUCCAGAGGCCCCAUGAUACGGUGGUUGGAGUCAGGUGGUGAGUAAAGGGUGUGUGGCCAUAAUAAUAGUGGUGGCACAAUAACUUCCAAAUGAGUAUUGUAAUUGGUAUUACCCUUGGAAUAUCAAGCUCUUUGAGGCUUUCUUUUCCGAGGCCGCCAUGGGGUUUUGGUUUUUGCUCUAAGCCCUCACCGUUCCCUCUUUGGUCUCAGGCCGGACAGGCAUCUGGAAAGUUCCUGGCUGGUUUUACUCUCUGGUGCUCUCCCCAGAACGUGCCGCGCUGGAUUAACCAAAGCUGUGAAACGGCUCUCUGCCCAGGCUGUGGGGCCCGGCCUCUGGGUGCAGGUCUUGGGUGCCUGUCCUCGGCAGGGCCGGGCAACUGAGCACUCCAGGUCCUGGACUGUGAGGGAAAGGCAAGAACUCAUUGUGCUAAGAGCCGGGGGAGGCUGGGAAUGGGGAAGACUGAAGAGGAAGAACUGGGGGGGGGGGCGCGAAGACACGCAGCUCCUGUGGCAUCUCCAUAACCCCGGGGGAGAGCGGAUGAGCGGCACAGUCAGAGGCAGGAUGCUCUCCCAUCCCAAAGGGCACCCAGCACUCUCCUGACCCUGUCUGUGCCCACCUCCAAACAAGGCUGAGGAAUUUAGGACUUUCCAUCCGAGGCUGUCCUUCCAUCUGCCAAGUAUCAGCCCUCUUUAAAUCUGCAGCCUCCGUUUUAGAAGCAAGAGAGGUGGCCAAGUCCCCCCUGGCAGUGAAGAGCCUGGUCCACUUGGCAUGGGAUCGCGAAGGAGGAAGCCAAGACCAGCAAUGUCUUCCUGUCCCUGUGACCUCUUGGGAUUCACGAGAGGCUGGGGACCAAGCGGAGAGACGGGGGAUGGGGCCACUGGCCUUCGCAGGUGUGCGGUCCGGGUCCUUUCCAUAACCACAUCCUUCGUGAGUCUUACUCCUUUCUGCCCCUCUGCUCCUCGCCCUCUGCCAGGUCCUGCAAAGGUGGCCAGGCUGGUGUGUGCUCCAGCCUUAGCCGAGUCGCGCGGCGCACACGACAGUUUUGUAGCAGCUCAUCUGCCACAGAAACGGCUUGGCUGAUGGAGCCUCACUGAGUUGUUUCAUUACCGUGCAAAGUGGAAUAAUGCCACUCACCCCUACUAUAAACAAGGCUGUGGAGAGCAUAAUAAACAGAACCUGAACACGCUGC
Messenger RNA from Sus scrofa (pig), 7009 nucleotides. NCBI's taxonomy places the organism in Eukaryota, Metazoa, Chordata, Mammalia, Artiodactyla, Suidae. The record is from RefSeq and is a predicted model, not a curated record.